This is a messenger RNA of Drosophila novamexicana, 1513 nucleotides long. RefSeq names its product alpha-(1,3)-fucosyltransferase C-like. Gene Ontology annotation, cellular component: membrane. Gene Ontology annotation, molecular function: alpha-(1->3)-fucosyltransferase activity. The coding region runs from base 65 to 1333 and encodes 422 amino acids. The transcript has 2 exons. Lineage: Eukaryota; Metazoa; Arthropoda; Insecta; Diptera; Drosophilidae. The record is from RefSeq and is a predicted model, not a curated record.
CAAAUAACAUUCAAAUAUAGCAAUAUACAUUAAUUUGAAAAGCCAAACGAUAGAGUUUACGGCAAUGCCAAUUGACAAAAUUCUUAGCAGUCGCCAUCAGCCACAGCGCUACAAUGCGCCGCGAAAGCGCGUGGAGAACGGCGAGGAGCGCAAUUCCAACUUUGCGAGCCCGAAUGAUGACUCUGACUAUUCCAUGGACUCGGAUUUGGCGAUUCUGCCGCCGCCGCGUCGUUCAGCUGCGAGCCGGCUGAAUUCUCGUCAAUUGUCCAAGAAUCGAAAUUUGAUAAUGAAAUGGAUCGUUUGCCUAUCGAUCAUAUUUAUGCUGCUGCUCUUUGUGCCGCGCCAUCACGUGGUCAGGGAAGUGAAACUCAAGCGCGCCGUUUCCAUACUCCUGUGGAACGAGGAGAGCUCCAACGAGCGCUGGUGGCGGUAUCAACAAUGCCACUGCACGGUGACCACCAAUCGCAAUUACACGGAUAGGCCCAUAGAUGCUGUCGUUGUCAAUGCAGAUCGAGCCUACGACGUGGACGGCCUGGAGAAGAUCGUGCGCAGCCCGAAUUUCUUGGUGGUAUUUGCGGCUAAGAAGCCGCUAAGUCUGGCCAAAAAUCCGCUGAGUUUACACGGUGAAUCCAUAUUCAACUACUCGAUGACCUAUCGCCCGGACUCGAAUCUGUUCUGGACAGACUACUAUUUCUCCACGUUGCAGCAUAUAGAUGUGCGGGUGCACAAGUUCACGGCGCCCGACAAGAAUUCCGCGAAAGAAAUGUCUGCACAUCUACGCUUCAAAUUGCAGCUCAAACAGCUUCUGGUGGUCUACAUGAUGUAUCCGGUGAACAAUUCCACGAUGCAGCAGAGCCUCUAUCUGCAGCAGCUGCGACAGCACAUCGAUCUGAGCGUUAUCGAGACCUGCCACGAAGCCAAUGAAUGCCUACCCUACAGAUUCAUGCUGAUCUUUGAGCCGAGUCGCUGUCCGGAAUAUGUGCAUCCGCAGUUCUACAUGGCGCUGGCCAACUUUGUGGUGCCCGUGCUGAUUGGUGGCGGCAAUCUCAGCGAACUGGUGCCUCCCGGUUCUUAUAUAAGCGCCGACAACUUCUCGUCACCUUUUGAACUGACCGAACACUUGAUGUUGCUGUCCUCACGGCCGGAAUUGUACGAGCAGUUCUUUUGGUGGCACUCCAUAUAUCAACUCUAUCAAAUAAAGCUUCCCUAUUGCGCUCUUUGUCACCAGCUGCGACAGGAGCAGCGACAGCGCCCACCUUACGAGUUCCUUCAAUGGUGGACAAUUUACCAGUGCCCGGACCCCAGAGACUUUCAGAUCGGGGCGACCAACUAAAGCGGGUCUUGCCAAGAAAAGGAUGCUCGUCGAGUAUUUUAGUCGAUUUUACGGCUCCAAAUGUAUCUAUGUAGAAUAGAGCUAACUGUUUAACCUAAGUAUAUGCCAAUUGUAUCGAUGAUUUUACUUUGCAAGACUUGAUUUAAAUCAAAAAUAUAGUCUUUAGUUUUGCGAGUGCAA